GACAUGAUUUUCCCAUGUGCGUUCAGUCUUGCCUAAUUGGACGUCGUCAUCAUGUAUAUAAACGUGAAAUAAUGUAUUUCAAUAAGAAAAGAAAGGUUCAAAUGAUACAUGGACCGAAAAUAGAACGAAAGGCCUACUUGCGUGUCCUCCGAAGGGAAGUAGACGACAGACCAAUCCUUGUUGUUGAUGCUUUCAUGGGUCGUAAUGAGACUGAUCCCAAGGUAUCUGGACGAUAUGACAUAUUCUUUGCCAGCGAAGUUUGCUUCGUCAUGGGUACACCAGUAGUGGACCCCUCUACUGUGAGAUAUAGGGCUGAUCGCAGAGAAGCAGGUAUGCCCAGCUUCAAUCAACUCACAGCUUUGUUCUCCGGGCUCAUUCACCAAGGGCUACCCUCCGGCUACAUAGAGGGACCUUCCUGUUUCAUACACGACACCACACCUCAUGUCCUCAAGGUGAAUAUUCGCUUCCUUAUAGACACUGGACUGUACAACCGGCUAUAG
Rhipicephalus microplus (southern cattle tick) is the source of this 500-nucleotide messenger RNA. RefSeq lists its product as uncharacterized. NCBI's taxonomy places the organism in Eukaryota, Metazoa, Arthropoda, Arachnida, Ixodida, Ixodidae. The record is from RefSeq and is a predicted model, not a curated record.